GACUGGAAAAGUGCAAAAAUACCAGUGAAAAUUUAGUUUUUCAUCACAAAUUGCGUGAUUAGUGCUUAAGGAAGAUCUCUGAAUUGCAAUCACAUCAUGGAUUACGAGGAUAUUGUGAAUACAGAGGAGGUUUCUGCUCAACCAGCCGCGAACAAAGCGCUCGAAGAGCCACAGAGUGAGGCAAUUGAGGUGUUGAAUGUCUUGCAGGAGCGCAAAGAGACGGGAAAGCGCGGUCGAAAGCCGGGAAGGAAAGCGUCCACGGAGAAAAUUGACAUGAAGGCGAAAUUAGAGAGAAGCCGUCAGAGCGCCAGGGAGUGCAGGGCCAGAAAGAAACUUCGUUAUCAGUAUCUGGAAGAGCUGGUGUCGGAUCGGGAGAAGGCCGUGCUCACGCUCAGAAACGAAUUGGAGAGGUACCGUCAGCUGGCCCUGGAUCUGGACGCUGGCCGAGUGCCGGACAAUCUGCAGGCCAUCCUGGAGGAGAUGGGAGCCGUGAAGCACGAGUAGCGGGCGACGCUGACGAGGUAUUUUUCCCCAAAAAUGCAUUGCUAAACUGCGCGCGUUCAAAUGUGUGUCUAUCCGAUUGAAUUAUUGUAAUUAUUUUUGAUAUGUUCAACCUGAGAAGAGAGAUAAUAUAUUUUUAUGGCUCUACUCCUUGACCUGCGAUGCUCUCUGGCUUGAGUCUGAGCCUCGAGAAUCUUCGAAAUUCCCUGUUAGUCUUCUGUGAUCCUUCCAGAAAGUAUUUGUGUGGCAUCAUAAAAGGCAUUUUCUUCAGUUUCUCUUUCAGUGCUUAAGAUAAUACUUUUGGCGACUACAAGAAAGAGAACAGCAAAGCUGAAAAAUCCCUUCUGGAUUAUGUAAAAAUCCUACAAAAUCAUGCAUUUAAA
Messenger RNA from Phlebotomus argentipes, 884 nucleotides. RefSeq names its product REPTOR-binding partner (gene REPTOR-BP). Lineage: Eukaryota; Metazoa; Arthropoda; Insecta; Diptera; Psychodidae. The record is from RefSeq and is a predicted model, not a curated record. Gene Ontology annotation, cellular component: nucleus. Bases 97 to 504 code for a protein of 135 amino acids. Gene Ontology annotation, molecular function: DNA-binding transcription factor activity. The transcript is spliced from 4 exons. Gene Ontology annotation, biological process: regulation of DNA-templated transcription.